ACAACAGUAAAACAGCAAAUGUAGAUAGGACUAAUGUAAAUAAUAUCCAACUCGCCUUCACGUGAGUGUAUUGUGUGAUGUUUACGCCGCGUGCUAGAACAUUUCAAAUUCAAACAGGCGCCAGUAGAGGGAGUUCGCGACGCUCAACGGUCACCAGCAGAUUAACUACCAAUAUGGCAACAGAAAGUUGUUUAAGCAGUUCUCAGAUCAACAAGGUUGACAACGAAAAACUGGUAAGACCAAAAGUGCAGCUGAAAAGCCUUUUAGAGGAUGCAGGUGCAGAUAAAGAUGUUUUCACCAUGAAGGAGGUUAUGUUUUAUUUGGGGAAGUAUAUCAUGAGCAAGGAGUUAUAUGACAAGCAGCAGCAACACAUUGUUCACUGCGGAGAGGAUGCUCUUGGUGCUGUUCUCGGGGUGAAAAGUUUCUCAGUCAAAGAGCCCCGAGCACUCUUUGCAAUGAUCAACAGAAACCUUGUGACAGUGAAAAACCCAGAUACUCAGUCUACCUUCUCUGAACCCAGGAGUCAAAGUGAACCAGAUCGAGGGCCCGGGGAUACAGAUUCAGACUCUCGCUCAUCUACCUCACAACAGCAGCGCAGGAGGAGGAGAAGCAGUGAUCCUGAAAGUACUUCAGCUGAAGACGAUCCCAGAGAACGCAGGAAGAGGCACAAGUCAGACAGCUUCUCUCUGACAUUUGAUGAUAGCCUGUCUUGGUGUGUGAUUGGCGGCUUGCACCGGGAGAGGGGGAACAGUGAGUCUUCGGACACACAAAGCAACUCUGAUGUAGGUAUCUCUCACAGUGAGGGCAGUGAAGAGAGCGAAGACUCGGACUCUGACUCUGAUAACUUUAGUGUGGAGUUUGAGGUGGAGUCCAUAGACUCUGACGCCUACAGUGAGAAUGAUGAGGAUUCAUUGCCUGGAGAGAACGAGGUGUAUGAAGUCACAAUCUUUGCUGAGGAUGAAGAUUCGUUUGAUGAGGAUACUGAGAUAUCUGAGGCAGACUACUGGAAGUGUGCUGAAUGUAACAAGCUCAACCCUCCUCUUCCUCGGCAUUGCAAAAGCUGCUGGAACGUCCGACCCGAUUGGCUUCCAGAAACACACUCCAACAUGGAAAACACCUCCACUAACCCUCAACCCAGCACGGAAGACACCUGCAUCACCACAACUCCCAGCUCAGCCUCACAUGACAAACUGCUUCCUUCCAAACCCUCAAGCCCUCUUCCAGAAACAGACGAAGGGGUGGACGUACCCGACGGCAAGUGCUUGCAAUCUCCUGUCGCCGCUAAAGACGAACUUCUCUCCUCCACUGCCGCCGGCUCUAUGACUGACUCUCAGACCUCGUCAUUGCAGCCCUCAACCUCCUCUGGUGGGGGCAGCAGUCAGGAAGAGACCCCAGAGCUAGAGCGCUACAACAGCCUAGAGGCCUGCCUGCCCGCCACUUGCCUUGAGCCCUGCGUCAUCUGUCAAAGUCGCCCCAAGAAUGGCUGCAUCGUCCACGGAAGAACUGGACACCUUAUGGCUUGCUACACUUGCGCCAAGAAAUUAAAGAACCGGAACAAGUUGUGUCCGGUGUGCCGAGAGCCCAUUCAGUCAGUUGUAUUGACCUACAUGAGCUGAGACACAGCAGAUAUACCUCUUCUCCCCUCCUCACAUGAAGUUUGGGAUUGCUCAUAUUGCCAUGUCUUAUAGUUCUAAAACUUUUGCGUUCAAAUUCAAUAUUUGUAAUAUGUUUCUUAUUGAAUAAAGAAUUGUAUUUAUGACUCA
Messenger RNA from Sinocyclocheilus grahami, 1763 nucleotides. It is a transcript of the gene mdm2, whose product is annotated as MDM2 proto-oncogene. Lineage: Eukaryota; Metazoa; Chordata; Actinopteri; Cypriniformes; Cyprinidae. Gene Ontology annotation, molecular function: identical protein binding; p53 binding; ubiquitin protein ligase activity. The record is from RefSeq and is a predicted model, not a curated record. The transcript is spliced from 11 exons. Bases 78 to 1616 code for a protein of 512 amino acids. Gene Ontology annotation, cellular component: nucleus. Gene Ontology annotation, biological process: negative regulation of apoptotic process; protein ubiquitination; regulation of cell cycle.